Vombatus ursinus (common wombat) is the source of this 1818-nucleotide messenger RNA. It is a transcript of the gene LIF, whose product is annotated as LIF, interleukin 6 family cytokine. NCBI's taxonomy places the organism in Eukaryota, Metazoa, Chordata, Mammalia, Diprotodontia, Vombatidae. Gene Ontology annotation, biological process: immune response. The record is from RefSeq and is a predicted model, not a curated record. The coding region runs from base 89 to 697 and encodes 202 amino acids. The transcript has 3 exons. Gene Ontology annotation, molecular function: leukemia inhibitory factor receptor binding; cytokine activity. Gene Ontology annotation, cellular component: extracellular region.
CCCGUUCGAGCAUGAAUUUCUGCAAACACCCCUGUCAACAUAAACUCAGUCUCCACUAGGUCCCUCCCGACUUCAAGUCCGGCCCACAAUGAAGGUCUUGGCCGCAGGAGUCAUGCCCCUGCUGCUGGUUCUGCACUGGAAACAUGGGGCCGGGAGCCCCCUACCCAUCACCCCCGAUGAUCCCAAAUGCGAAAUGCGCCACCAGUGCCAAGGCAACCUCACGUUCCAGAUCCGGAACCAGCUGAAUCAGCUCAAUAACAGCGCCCCGGAACUCUUCACCUAUUAUUACAAGGCUCAGGGGGAUCCAUUCCAGACCAACCUAGACAAACUGUGUAACCCCAACGUGACGGACUUCCCGCCCUUCCACGCUAAUGGCACAGACAAGGAGAAGCUGGUGGAGCUAUACCGGAUCAUAGCCUACCUCAACGCCUCACUAGGCAACAUCACCCGGGACCAGAGGGCCCUCAACCCCGGCGCCCUGCCCCUCCUCAGUCAGCUGAACAUAACCACGGCUGUGAUGAGGGGGCUGCUUAACAACCUGACCUGUCGUCUGUGCAAGAAGUACCACGUGGCCCACGUCUCCGUCUCCUACGGCCCCGACACCUCUACCAAGGACACCUUCCAGAAGAAGAAGCUGGGCUGCCAUUUGUUAGGGAAAUACAAGCAGGUCAUUUCUCUGGUGGCCCAGGCCUUCUAGGCACCCUGGGAAUCUCGAGGUGCCGCCUUGACUUGUGGGGGGGUCUCAACUGGACCUAUGAGAGAUCUCCAAACAGGAGUCUAGGCCUAAGGAUUCCCAAGAGUGACUCAGACCCGGGAAAGCAAAGAGCUCCCAAAGCUUGGUCUGGGGCACUCGCUGGGGGUCCUCCAGGUCCCUUCGGUGGUCUGCAGGUCGGAUCAUCAUGCCUGGUUAGCCUGUGCCAAUCUCAAGGGAUGGGAGUCUGUUUCCGGUGGGUAGUGAGAAGAGAUGCAGAAUUACCGUCCUUGGAUCCAAAGUGAUGGGUGGUAAAGCUGGUGUCAGAUGGGCUGGGGCUUCUGGGUGGUGCAUGUUGGGAAAGGAAUCUCUAUGGGAAAGGAGCCAGGCAGCUCAGUGGAAGGCCCUGGUAGCUGGUGGGGCUGUCAGCGUCUCUGAUGAUCUGGGGGCAUUCUCGGUGCCAGAGAAGGGCUCCGCUCCUUUGAGAGAGGCAGCACCCCUCUAGGGAGGGAGAAGUAGGUAGUGGCAAAAGGUACUUUGAGGUAUGGAGGUGAAGGAAGUUUUUGAUGAAGGAAAGCCCUAUGGAUUCACUGCCUCCCCCCUCAGCCCCUCAGCCCCUCAGCCCUGCCUCUUACCUGGAGCUUGGGAGGGUCAGGGAGGGGGGAUGAGCCAGCCCACCCCCCAUCCCUGCCUUUCCGGCUCUUUCAGUGUGAAGUGAUAGGGUUCAGGGGGUUCUCAGAGGUGGUUGAGAGGCGUGGGGGCCUAAGGGAGUGUGGUACUGUGGAUAGAGCAGGAGAUUUGAAGAGUUCAAAUUCACCUCUGCUGAUUACCAAGCUGUGUCCUCUUCUCUCUGGAGAAGACCCUAACCUUAACACCUUCACCUCUCUGGGCCUCAGUUUCCUCGGCUGGAAGAUGAGCUAGCUGGUUGGACUAGCUGACCUUUGAGGUCGGUCUGGGAUCCUAAGGAUUGUCAGGCCAGGAGAAGUAGCCCAGAGAGCUCACACGCCCAGGCCCAGGCAGGGAGAAGUCACUGGGCACUGGAGCCGGGAGAGAGAGGAAAGGUCGUGUAGUUUCAGGCUGGCCUGCCUGAGCCCACACCGGGUGACACAAGGACUGCAGAGAGAGCA